AUGGCAUUCCACCUCAGGUCCGCUAGUGUGCCUUCCAGCCCUUGCUCUGGCGAAACCGACAUCAAAGAACAGCUCCAGAGCCUCAAGGAGAUCAUCUGCUCACCUUCUGCAACCAUGGAAACAAUGUGCAAUGGUUUCAGGAGGCUUACAGAUGUGUACAGCUGCAUGGAUGAGAUCAUUUGCUUGCCCAGCAGCCAAGCUAUCCUUUGCCAGAAUCAGCAGAGGAGAGCAGUGGAGCAAGAGCUGGAGCGGUCUCUCAUCUUGCUUGACCUCUGCAACGCCAUGCAAGAGAGCUUCUCUGAUCUCAAGGCGAUCACCCAGGAGAUGCAGUUGGCCAUCAAGAGAGGUGACGAUGCAGCAAUUCAGUCUUACGCCCGCCUGACCAAGAAGGCACUGAAACAGUUCAGGAAGAUCAACAAGAAGUCUGCUUCAGAAGACCAGGAGUGCUGCAGGGUUGUCAAGCUGUUGGCUGAUGCCAGAGAGAUCGCUCUCUCAGUGCUUGAAUCGACUUUGCAUCUCCUGUCAAAGCAGAUCGCGAUGCCGAGUUCUAGCAAGUGGUCUCUUGUCUCCAAGGCCUUCCAGAAGACGAAGGUUACAUGCAAGGAGGAACAAUUGCAGGCGUUGGAGUUGGACAUUGUUGAUCUCGAGAGCGGAGCCGAGACUUUGUUCAGGAGAUUGAUCCAGAGCAGAGUUUCUCUUUUGAAUGCUCUUAGCUUGUAG
Oryza brachyantha (malo sina) is the source of this 720-nucleotide messenger RNA. RefSeq lists its product as uncharacterized. The record is from RefSeq and is a predicted model, not a curated record. Bases 1 to 720 code for a protein of 239 amino acids. Lineage: Eukaryota; Viridiplantae; Streptophyta; Magnoliopsida; Poales; Poaceae. Gene Ontology annotation, biological process: shoot system development; root development. The transcript has a single exon.